Hippopotamus amphibius kiboko is the source of this 913-nucleotide messenger RNA. It is a transcript of the gene MORN3, whose product is annotated as MORN repeat containing 3. The record is from RefSeq and is a predicted model, not a curated record. The transcript has 7 exons. Bases 121 to 843 code for a protein of 240 amino acids. NCBI's taxonomy places the organism in Eukaryota, Metazoa, Chordata, Mammalia, Artiodactyla, Hippopotamidae.
CGGAGCGUUGAGGCUGGAGGCAGCGGGCUGAGACCGCGCCGCUCUCGGCCGGGGACUCCAGAUCCAGGCUCCAUCCUGCAGGAGAGCGCAGCACCCUCUGGUCCCGCAGAAGCAGCCAACAUGCCUGUCUCCAAGUGCCUGCAGAGGUCGGAGCCUCUGUGGAAGGGGUGGGACCGGAAGGCCCAGAAGAACGGACCGAGGCACCAGGUGUUUGCUGUCAAUGGCGAUCACUAUGUGGGCGAGUGGAAGGACAACACGAAACACGGGAAAGGAACACAGGUCUGGAAGAAGAACGGAGCCAUCUAUGAGGGGGACUGGAAGUUUGGGAAGCGAGAUGGCUAUGGAACCCUCAGCCUUCCUGAUCAAGAGACCGGAAAGUACAGGAGAGUCUACUCAGGCUGGUGGAAAGGCGAUAAGAAGUGUGGCUAUGGGAUCCACCUUUUCGGACCCAAGGAGUAUUACGAGGGUGACUGGUGUGGCAACCAGCGCAGCGGGUGGGGCCGCAUGUACCACAGCAACGGAGACAUCUACGAGGGCCAGUGGUGUAACGACAAGCCGGAAGGGGAGGGCAUGUUACGCCUGGAGAACGGGAACCGCUACGAAGGCAGCUGGCAGAGAGGCAUGAAGAAUGGGUCAGGGCGUUUCUUCCACCUGGACCACGGUCAGCUGUUUGAAGGCUUCUGGGUUGACAACGUGGCCAAGUGUGGCACAAUGAUUGACUUUGGCCGCGAUGAGGCCCCCAAACCCACCCAGUUCCCCAUUCCUGAGGUCAAAAUUCUAGAUCCUGAUGGUGUGUUGGAAGAAGCCUUGGCCAUGUUCAAGAAGACAGAGGAGGGAGAUUGAUGCCAGAGAGAACACCAGCAUUUCUGGAGGAAUUCAAACCGGAGUCACCCAACUGCUGGAACCUGUGUGG